This is a messenger RNA of Rhopilema esculentum, 1584 nucleotides long. RefSeq names its product tryptophan--tRNA ligase, cytoplasmic. The record is from RefSeq and is a predicted model, not a curated record. Gene Ontology annotation, molecular function: tryptophan-tRNA ligase activity; ATP binding. Gene Ontology annotation, cellular component: cytoplasm. NCBI's taxonomy places the organism in Eukaryota, Metazoa, Cnidaria, Scyphozoa, Rhizostomeae, Rhizostomatidae. Gene Ontology annotation, biological process: tryptophanyl-tRNA aminoacylation.
CAAUUCAACUCAAUAGGCCUAAAAGAACACGAGUUGGCGAAAAGAUUGCUUAGAGCAGCUGACUUUUAAAAUUUGAUUUACUUCCAAAUUUGCAUUGCAAUUAGUUAUACGUCUGGGAUCUUAUAUGCGAUUCAUAUCUCUGAGCAAAUUACGCGUGUUUAGCUUGAAAAGUUGUUCUCACCAAUUCAGGAAAGCGAUUUGUUUGUCGUCAACAAGAGAGCUAACUACAACAACAAUGACCGGGGAUGAAAAUAAAGAAAACGGGAAAACGGCAAAUAAUGAAGAUCAAGAAGUUACCAUUGAGAAAGUUGUAGCCAAAGACAAUAAAGGAAUCGAUUACAGCAAAUUGAUAAAACAAUUUGGAAGUGCUCCUGUUUCAAAGGACCAAAUUGAAAGAAUAGAGAAGAUAACUGGAAAAAAGGCCCAUCAUUUUCUCAGAAGAGGAAUUUUCUUUUCACAAAGAGAUCUGAAUAUUAUUUUGGAACAUCAUGAAAAGCAAAAGCCGUUCUACCUUUAUACUGGCAGAGGACCAUCUUCUGAAGCAAUGCAUCUUGGCCAUCUAAUCCCAUUCAUCUUUACAAAAUAUCUGCAAGAUGCAUUCGAUGUCCCUUUAGUCGUACAAUUGACUGAUGAUGAAAAAUUUCUCUACAAGGAUAUUUCUGUUGAUGAAGCUCAUAGAUUGGCUUAUGAAAAUGUUAAAGACAUCAUAGCUUGUGGUUUUGAUGUCAAUAAAACAUUCAUAUUUUCAGACAUAGACUAUAUUGGGCAAUGUUCAGAUUUUUACAAGAAUAUACUGAAAGUCCAGAAAUGUGUAACAUUUAAUCAAGCACGUGGAAUUUUUGGUUUUGGAGAAAGUGACAAUAUUGGUAAAAUAUCAUUCUCUGCAAUCCAAGCAAGCCCAAGUUUCAGUUCUUCGUUUCCACAUAUUUUUGGACCUGCAAAGAGUCUGCCAUGUUUGAUUCCAUGUGCCAUUGACCAGGACCCAUACUUCAGAAUGACAAGAGAUGUUGCUCCAAGGCUAGGCUAUCAUAAGCCUGCUCUCAUUCAUUCAACUUUCUUCCCAGCAUUGCAAGGUGCAAAGACAAAAAUGAGCGCCAGUGAUCCAAAUUCAUCAAUAUUUUUGACAGAUACCCCAAAGCAAAUAAAAAAUAAGGUGAAUAAGCACGCCUUUUCUGGCGGAAAAGACACCAUAGAGGAGCAUCGUAGUCUUGGUGGUGACGUUACUGUUGAUAUUGCAUAUCAAUAUUUGACGUUUUUCUUAGAAGACGACGACAGAUUACAGCAAAUCAAAGAGGAUUAUUCAAGUGGCAAAAUGCUAACUGGAGAGCUGAAGAAAGAAUUGAUAUCGGUUUUGCAUCCAAUCGUAGCUCAACAUCAGGAACGACGUAAGAAUAUUACUGAUGAAAUUCUGAAAGAUUUUAUGACUCCACGAAAACUCGCAUUUCAGUAUUCUUAGUGACUUAUCAAUUUGUUGCUCAAAUAGAUGACAAUUGGAGGUAUAAGCACGAGGAGAAUACAAAUUUAAUUAGAGUAUGCUCAAAUGAAGAUUAAAUAGAUUUCCAAAUGAUUUGUCUUUGUUUAUCA